CACUGCGAACGUGUGGCGGGGAAGGAGAGAUUUCGCUCUGACGCUCUUCAUCAGUUAACAUUACAAUUGUCCGCUCUCACCUUCGUAACGGUCCCGCGGGUCACGCAAAAUUCAGUGUGUCACGCGAACUCCGACGGAAGCCUUAAGUUUAACCCCAGACAGCAAAGCAACUCACAGUUGUUAGUGUGUUGAGCCAAAAGUGACCAGAUAAAAAGAAAGACACAAAGCUACUCAGUUCAUCCUAGAUCCUUCUUCCUCAGGGCAAAAGAAAAGAAAAAUAUUUUCACCCCACCGUGAAUUGAGGAGACUUUUUUCGUUUAUUAAAUUAUUGAUUGGGCACACUGAGGAAGAGGACAAAAAAGACAUGAUCUCCCCCGAGUGAGACAGCCUAGUGAAAGAUAAAUUUCCCAGGAUAACUCAGCGAGAGUGUUCAAGUAUAGAGGAUCUCCCCAAUUCAGCCCAGUUUGAAGUGGAAUAGCAUCACACCGAAGGAGAAAUUUAUAGAGCGAGACGCGAAGGCGUAGAAGAGGACUAACAAGUACCUUCAAAGGGAAAACACCCUUCCCAUUGUCACCCAGGAGGGUGAAAGGAGACAAAUUGCGUAGGAGAAAAUUACAAAAUGGAUCCCUACAGAAUGCGUCGUUCAUCGUUCACGCCACAGUUCAGUGCGUCGAACCAGGAGCCGCUGAUUGUGGUGGAGGAGUCAGGCGCCGGGGAGGAGGAUGAGCCGCCCAGCAACAGGUCCUCGCCACGCAACAGCCUCGACAUCGACUCUCCCGUGAACCCGUACUUGCUGUCGCCGUGGCGGGAUCCGCGGGACACACGCAAGCACUCCCUGCCCACGCCCCAGUGCACCACCGGCAUUACGGCCAGCCAGGUGAGGCGGCUGUCGGAGCGCGGCGGCGAGGGCUCUGGCCCCAGCCCGCGCGAGGCCGCCUUCCUGGCCACCCUGUCACAGGCGCCGGCGCCCACCCCGGGCGGCCGCCGCCACUCCGUCGUCACCAUCUCCAAAGUGCCACCCGCACUCUUCGGCCGCAACCGGCGGGAGUCCAUCGCGGCCUUCCCCACUGGCAGCAACAGGCGAGAGAGCUUGGCGGGACCUCCGUCGACGGAUCAUCGGGGCAGCGUCCACAAUCUGCAGCUGGACAUCAUGGACGACAUCGUGCAGGCACGAAAGGCGCGCAUGAGGCUGUGGAACACGAGCAGCGAGAAGGUGUGCGAAGUGCAGACGCUGGAUGAGGGCGAGACCACAUCCCCAAUGCGCUACACUAAUCGCCGCUACUCGGACUUCGUGGGCACCCAAUUGCCGCCCAUCCAGUCCCACCGGCGAGCCUCCGAGAUGCCCUGCAUCGUGUCCCCAGCACUCUCACCAGCCGCCAUCGGCCGGAAGAUCAAGGCCGGCAUCGUGUGCACAAAUACAGAUCUGGUGGGGCUCCUGUCCUCGCUCACAUCCUCCGCCACGGAGAUUAACAAGUGCGAAGAGACCCCGUCAACACCUGCGCCUCCGGCUAAGAAGUCUUCCUCGCCGGAACAUCGCCGAAGCAGCAUGAGAUCCAGCCGCUCCAACAGUUUCGACGUCUCCGUGCUGAACAAUUGCAAGCAAUUUAUUGCGAGCGCCGAUGAGAAGAGCUCAGUGCUAACGGGAUGGUUCGCGAAGCGCCACCAGCCCAUGGCCACCAAGAAGACGAAGGAGUCCGGCGGCCGGCUCAAGUGGGACAGCAAGAGUCCCUUCGUGGACGCCCACAUGAUCGGCAGUGCCAUCGAGGGCUUCCUCAGGCGCGGCUCCGGCAGUUCCUCCAGCUCCAGCAAGGGCGCCAUCCCGAAGGAGAACGCGCGAGGGAAGAAACCCGCCGGCUCCAAGUCGCCCUCGAUGUGGUUCAGCAAGGGCGACGAGGAUGACUCCAAGGACUCCUGCGACUCCUCGCUCUGUAGCACGCUCAAGGAUCUGUUUGUCAAAUAACUAGACUUGAGCUUUUAGUUUCAUCACUGAAGUCCUCAUUUGAAAACCCCCAUUUGGCCAACAGUGCUGCGAGUUAUUUUGCACCCACCCUCCGACCUUAUCCGCUCAGAUGAGCUAAUAUUUAGUGUAAACAGUGCUUGGGGUUCUUCUAAAUUGGUGAAGGCGCAAAUUAGUUGCGAGUAUUUGAUCACCCUUGCAGGGCGACCCUCAUUAAUAUAGGACUCUAGUUCAAAUACAGUUCUGAAAAGGUCUUUAGCGUCUUCAUGAGCAUCAACCACAUUUGCGGUUGAUUGAUUUUUCAAAUGGAUAAUUUUAGAAACAAUUGUUCUUAGAUUCCCUUAUCAUUUCACAGGGGUGCGCAUUUGCUUUUGAUGCAAGCACACAAAUAGGUGUCCAGCAGACGUUCGAUAUCCAGUGAAGUUGCAGAUCUUUGGACAAAAUAGCAUUUUUCCAGAAACUCAAAUUUAGUGGCAGAAGUCUAUUUGGCUUCUUAGUUUCCAAUGCACGUUUGAAUAUCGAACACUCUGUUGUUCUACUAUUUUUGCAUUUGCAAUAAACAUACAACUUCAUGUGUGGUGAUUGUGAAAUUCCUCACGGCACUGUAAUGUAUUGUAUUUUAAAUUCAAUGUCCAACUUUGUGCCAAUAUUCCUCGGAACAAUUUUACAUUACAUUCUUGUUGUUUAUUGUCAUUAAGAACGAAAUGAGAAAAGAUAAUCUUAACAUUAUUGUGGGUGUGUGUUGUAAUCGCGUGCAAAUUCAGAGGAAAAGCAAAAAAAAAAUCUGUAAACAGAAAUAUGACUAAUUUUCUCAUAUUCAUAUUACUUAAUCUUCCUUCUGCAGAACAAUACAAAAAAUAUAUCUCAACAUUUAUAUACAAGAAAAAAAAUAAUAACAGAUUGUAGAGAAAAUGUACAUUUUUGUGAACAUUUCAAAUUGCGUAAAAUUUCUAAAUUAGUUUGUAGGUUUUCAAGAGAUUUAUCCUCCUUUUUCGUCACGUCCACGAGAAUGCACUUAAUUUUGACAAGGACUUUUUCACCAAAUACAAACACACACACCUGAAAAGGAAACACACACACACGCAGAAAAGAAACCCGCCAAAAAUUACGACUAUCAGUGCAAAUAAUUACGAGAGACUAUAAAAGUGUGAAACUGAUCCCAUCGUUGAAGACUAUCCGGUAUUGUUUUCAUGAAACCUAGAUGAGAAACUCCAUGAAUUUUUGCGAGAAAAAUCACCAAAGAUUUUGAGAAUUUUAAUCAAUUUCAAAGUGAAUGUUAACAGUAAAGGAAGAAAAGCUACAAUAUAUUGAACUUUUAUGGAUAGUUGAUGUCUAAUCCAUAUUUUUUCAUAGAAAAAAAAAAUAAAUAAAUAAAAGAACGAGAAAUGUGCCCAGAUUAAUUACAUUUCUCGUCAUCAGUAACAUUGUGAUUAGAUAACUAGAAGUCAAGCUUAAUGCAUUUGAGCCCAAAGAGUGGCCAAGGGGAGGGAAAAGCUCUGGUUAAGGGUGUACAUUGAAUAUUAACAUACACUUUUCCUCCUCUUGAGCCAUCGAAGAGAGACCAUAAAAGUGGUUAGUGAGAAAAACACAAACAUUCCGAGAAUCUUAGUAAAUCCCGCCAGAUAAAUCUGCAAUAUAAAGUCAUAAUUCCGAGCAUAGUUGAAGGAGUUCAUGGUGAAAAACACACAAUUUACUCUUGUUGUUGUAACAGUUAAAUAAAUAGAUAUAACCCAUGAGGAGAAAAACAAGCUGUAGAUGGGCAGAAAUGAUAGUGAAAAAAUCCCCAAUAUAAUUCAAUGUUGAGAAAGGAAAAAUUUGGAAGCAAACUCAUGAGAAAUUCACAGAUAUUUCGAGUGUAGAAUAAUUCCCUUGUGCUGAGUGUCAAACCCUAUUUUCUCACAUAAAAUAGUUAACAAGAACAACCCUUAAUAAGUAGAGAUGAAAAUUAAAGUGUAGAAGAUAUAAAUUUAUAUAAGAAAAGCAUUAAAUUAUUCCAAAUGUGUGGAGAGACACAAUGACUGUCACAAGAAAUACCUUUAAACAUUAGCGAGAAUUCGAGACGAAAUUUUGCCACAUAAUUUUGUCCAUUCUUCUUCGUAAUUCUAUGUGCUACAUACUUCUCAUUUUCUGUCAUUUCCGCUCUCUGCCUCAUUAUUAUUUUCAUUCCAUUUGAGACAAAAUGCACAGCUCACAUUUUAUAGCGAGUCACCAAGAACUAGACGAUUAAACGGGUUUGUAUUUUCUCCCAAAAUAUAAACCUCAACCAAGGACAAUAUAUUAUAUAAAAUCCAUUUUGUGCAUUGGAAGAUUAUCAUUUUCCCAUUGGAAGCACCAUUUCUUUCCUAAUUGUGAUUAAGGUUAUUGGAAUUGUAUGUUAAGAGACUUUCACUUCAAAAUGAAAACCUUCUAUCGUGAGUGUGACACUAAGUAAAUAAAAGUACUUUGUAAAUAAAUAUUUUCGCUGAAAGAAUGGGGCAUUUGGAGGACGCAAACAGUGUGAAUUGAGCGAGAAAUUGGGGAAACAUGCUCCACAAGAGGUAAAUGUACUUGUUGUCUGUUGAGAGUUUUAUAUUUUUAAAGGAAAGAAAUUAUAUUGAAAGAAAAAAAAUGUAUUUAAAGUAAUAUAACUUUAAAUCUCUUUUAUCAGUGUUGAAUUUCAAGAUAUUUUAUAAAAUGAUUCUCAUUAAGUGUACAUAAACAAAGCUAAUGGUGAAAUACAAGAAGUAAAAAAAACCAGUCUAUUUCAGAAGAAAAUGAUAGCGUAGUGAGAAAAUUAACAAAAUUAAUCUAUAUUAAUGGACAAAAAAAAUAAUUGUGUUAAAAGAAAUCUAUGUAUUGACAAGAGAAAACAAUUUACGCAAUAAAGAAAAAUUGUUAAAUACAGUGCGACUUUCUUUUUUCACUCUGCUGAUUUAUUACUUGAUUUUAUACUUCAUUUUCGAGAGUACAUCACUUGCAGCUAUCAUCUCCCCCUUGUUCUAAUUGCUUUUACACUCUGAACAUUCAAUAAAUCAUAAGCUUAUGGUCUCCUGAGAAAGUAACAAUUAUAUUUUGCUGUCUCCCGACAAUUUAUUGAUCGCAAAAAGUAAUAAAAGCGAGAAGAGACGCUGAUAGGGCCAUGUUAAAGAGUGCACUUCAAUUAAAUUUUCUUUAAUUCUUAAAAACUUAAAAACUCAUUUUUCCAUCCAGUAUUGUAUAUAAAGAUACCAAAGAUAUCAAUAGAUUUUUUUUGUCACCAAAAAAGAACUGCUAAUAUACGAGUGAAUUGGUAAAUGGGUUACAACAUUAGGCAAUGGAGGAAAGUGUGAUUUUUGGAAAAGAAAAAAUCAGUUUUUAUUGAGUUCAAAACAUUUGUAUAUGGAAUACGAAAAGCGUUAAUUGGGAUUUUCUCAAUGUCUUACAAAUGCUUAAUCAAUCCACAAAAUUAAUUAUAGUUAAUCGCACGAUAUUCGGACUUCCUUUUAGCACUGUUACAUUAUCCUCCUCUUCCAUCCUACAAAAACAGAACAUCGCAAAUGCUCCCCUUUUCCUUCCUUACAUUCUUUCUUCUUCUCCUUUGUUUUCGUUCCAAAAUCAAUUU
Phlebotomus argentipes is the source of this 5537-nucleotide messenger RNA. RefSeq lists its product as uncharacterized. The coding region runs from base 620 to 1960 and encodes 446 amino acids. The record is from RefSeq and is a predicted model, not a curated record. NCBI's taxonomy places the organism in Eukaryota, Metazoa, Arthropoda, Insecta, Diptera, Psychodidae. The transcript has 6 exons.